UCAUCAUAACUCUCCUAUCAAAGCCACAAACACACACAAAUUGGUAUAAUAACAUAGUUUACAUUCUGUCACUUCUUCCUCUGUGGCUUUUUCCUUCCUUCCUAAAAACAAUGGCUUUAACUUCAAUUUCAUUUCUCUUUUUUCUUCUAUCUAUGUUUUCAGCAACAGUUUCAUCCCUCACAUGUUCAACUCAGAAACUAACCGGAACAAAAGUCUAUCCAAACUGCAUAGACCUCCCUGUACUAAAUUCCUUCCUCCACUACACCCAUGACACAUCAAACUCCACUCUCUCGGUGGUCUUCGUUGCGACCCCACCAAGUCCAGGCGGUUGGAUAUCCUGGGGAAUAAACCCAACCGCCACAGGAAUGGUCGGGGCGCAGGUGAUUGUGGCAUUUAAAAACAACGGUGUGAUGGCGAUGAAGACAUUGGACCUUAAAUCUUACAAGGUUUUUAUUCCUGGGAAGCUUUCUUUUGAUGUUUGGGAUAUGAAAGCCGAGGAAGAUGGUGGUUUAAUGAAGAUUUUUGCUACCGUUAAGGUUCCGGUUAAUGUUACCGCCAUUAACCAUGUUUGGCAAGUGGGGCCCUCUGUAACGGCGGGAAUGAUUGCUCCACAUGAUUUUAAUCCAUCUAAUCUGAAUUCAAAAGGGAGACUUAGCUUGAAUGGAGCCAAAGAUUUUGGGAAUAAUGAUGAUGCCCCUUUGGAUUUUGUCACCAAGAAGAAAAAUAUUCAUGGAGUACUAAAUAUAGUGAGUUGGGGUAUUUUGUUUCCCCUUGGAGUUAUCAUAGCAAGAUAUAUGAAAAUUUUUCCAUCGGCGGAUCCGGCUUGGUUCUAUAUUCAUAUUGGUUGCCAACUAUCUGCUUAUAUUAUCGGAGUUGCUGGUUGGGGAACUGGCUUGAAACUUGGAAGUGAAUCAGAAGGGAUUCAAUUCAGUAGUCAUCGCAAUAUUGGAAUUACCCUCUUUUGUCUUGCCACUAUACAGAUUUUCGCAUUGUUCCUAAGGCCAAGCAAGGAUCACAAAUAUAGAUUUUACUGGAAUAUCUAUCACUAUAGCUUUGGAUACGCUAUAAUUAUCCUUGCGAUUGUCAACAUAUUCCGAGGCUUUGAUAUCUUGAAUCCCGAAGAGAAAUGGAAGUUAGCUUACAUUAUAUUGAUUAUUGCAUUGGCCGUAAUUGCGUUGUUGUUGGAAGCAAUCACUUGGAGUGUUGUAUUGAAAAGAAAUCGUAAAAACUCGAACAAAACCUAUGAUGGAUACAACAACAAUGGACAAAACAGGCAACAACCCAUCCACAUAUAAAUCAUGUCAACAGAUUUAGCUUUGCAUCUCAUAGAUUGAUUCUGAUUUUGCAACACCUUGUCUUGAGUGGAUUUUUUUUCCACUUUUUUUGGUACUAUUUAUCAUAUAGUUUUUGUGUAAUGCUUGGUUUCGUAGUGUUUUGUUUUAAGUUUUUUUUUUUUUUUUUUUGUGGUCAGGGUUUGAACUCAUACCUUGCAUAUAUUAUGCGUUGUCUCAACUGAGCUAUGCUCACGAGGACUUAGGUUCUAAUUCUAGAGUACAUAUUUUUCAGUCUCUAUAAUUAUGUUAGUGAAAAGUUUUACUAUGCUUUUGUUUCCACCAGGAUAUAUUAUAUUUCCUCU
Medicago truncatula (barrel medic) is the source of this 1636-nucleotide messenger RNA. RefSeq names its product cytochrome b561 and DOMON domain-containing protein At3g25290. The coding region runs from base 111 to 1295 and encodes 394 amino acids. The record is from RefSeq and is a predicted model, not a curated record. Lineage: Eukaryota; Viridiplantae; Streptophyta; Magnoliopsida; Fabales; Fabaceae. The transcript has 3 exons.